Molecule: messenger RNA, 1128 nt
Organism: Ananas comosus (pineapple)
Lineage: Eukaryota; Viridiplantae; Streptophyta; Magnoliopsida; Poales; Bromeliaceae
Product: MADS-box transcription factor 50-like
Exons: 7
Coding region: 237-911 (224 amino acids)
Biological process (GO): positive regulation of transcription by RNA polymerase II
Cellular component (GO): nucleus
Molecular function (GO): DNA-binding transcription factor activity, RNA polymerase II-specific; protein dimerization activity; RNA polymerase II cis-regulatory region sequence-specific DNA binding
Source: RefSeq, a predicted model, not a curated record
UGGCUUGUUCUCUUUUGCCAUUUGUGGUGAGCUCCUUGGCUCUACUCUCUUUCCAUUUAUGUCAAUUACUAUGUAUCUACUCCUCCUACAAUAGUGCUCUAGUAGAUGCCCUUUUUAGUAUCUCCUUUGCCCUACAAGGAGAGAGAGCAUCUUGUAGAGAGAGAGAGAGAGCAUCUUGUAGAGAGAGAGAGAGAGAGAGAGAGAGAGAGAGAGAGAGAGAAGGGGGGGGUUUGAUCAUGGUGAGGGGGAGGAGGGAGAUGCGGCGGAUCGAGAACGCGACGAGCCGGCAGGUGACGUUCUCGAAGCGGCGGAACGGCCUGCUGAAGAAGGCCUUCGAGCUGUCCGUCCUUUGCGACGCCGAGGUCGCCCUCGUCAUCUUCUCCGCCGCCGGCAAACUCUACGAGUUCGCCAGCUCCGAUAUGCAGAAAACAAUCGACCGUUAUACAUCGCAUACAAAAGAAGUCAUCGGAAGCAAGGAAGCAGCACAGCAGAGUUUAGAGUUGCAGCAAUGGAGAUCUGAAGCAGCCACAUUAGCGAAGAAGAUUGAGCUUCAUGAAACUGAGAAAAGGAAACUCUGCGGCGGCGGCGUAGAAUCAUGUUCUCUGGAGGAGCUGCAUGAUCUUGAGGCCCAACUAGAGAGAAGUCUCAGUAAAAUUAGAUCGAAGAAGCAAAGAAAGAUUUUGCAGGAAAUCACAGAGCUAAAGGAAAAGGAGAGUUUGCUCUUAAAGGAGAAUGCGUUGCUCCGCGAAAAGGUGCGAACUCAACUGCUACCAUCUGUUCCUGAUCAGCAUCUCAUUCCAGAUGAUCAACCGAACGGAAACAUGGAAGUAGAGACAGAUCUUAUAAUCGGAAGACCGGGAACCGGCGAGGCGCAGCAACAGUUGGCGAAUUCGAGCGAAACUUCGCAUUAAGUAUAUAUAUAUAUUUGCUAUCUGUGAACAAAUGCGCGCUUUUGACACAAGCAUUUGUACUGUUCGUCCGGUUGAAAGCAAAGAAAAGAAAAGAAAAAAGAGCUGUAUUUUUUUUCCAAAAAAAAUUUUCUAUCAAGUUAUUUAUCAUUGCUCGAGCGAAAUUUGUUUAAUGUACCAUAUACUUUAAUUAUGAGGUAAAGAUAAGGUUUCGUGUUUA